Messenger RNA from Setaria italica (foxtail millet), 1921 nucleotides. RefSeq names its product probable glycerol-3-phosphate acyltransferase 3. The record is from RefSeq and is a predicted model, not a curated record. Gene Ontology annotation, biological process: cutin biosynthetic process. Bases 62 to 1678 code for a protein of 538 amino acids. Lineage: Eukaryota; Viridiplantae; Streptophyta; Magnoliopsida; Poales; Poaceae. The transcript has 2 exons. Gene Ontology annotation, cellular component: membrane. Gene Ontology annotation, molecular function: glycerol-3-phosphate 2-O-acyltransferase activity; phosphatase activity.
CCGAACUAGAUUGAACUACCAUAGCACAAAGUACUCCUUGGGCGUCCAAGUGCACACAUAUAUGGCGUCCAAGCCAUUCUCCAAAUCUGUUUUCACCUUCUACCAUUUUGUUCGUCGGAGACUUGGGAAUCCACCAGGCCAGCACCAUCAUCGUCGAAACACGAGCGGGAUACCUACCUAUCCUGAGAUCAUCGAGGGGUGCCCACUAGCCUCCCAAGAUGAUGAUCAGCUUCAAAACCAAGUUCUAAUCCUAGAUAUUGAAGGAGGACUACUAAGGUCUCAAUGUCUCCUCCCUUAUUUCAUCGUUGUUGCCAUAGAUGCAGGUAGUUUCCUUAGAGGUCUAGUCCUAUUAUGCCUCUACCCUCUUCUCUCUUUCUUGACACAAGAAGUACAAUCAAGGGUCAUGGUCAUGUUAUGCUUCUUGGGGUUAAGAGAGGAGAAGGUGAGAAGGGUCGUUCGGGCGACAUUGCCAAAGCAUUUUCUAGAGGAUAUAGGGAGGGAAGGGUUUGAGGUGGUGAGAGGGUUCAAGAGGGUGGUAGGAUUGAGUAGGAUGAUCCCUAGGGUUAUGGUGGAGGAUUUCCUGAAGGAGUACAUAGGCCUGGAGAUGGUGGUGGGAAGGGAGGUGAAGAUUGUGAGAGGGCGUUAUGUUGGUCUGUUGGAAAUGGAGGAUGAGAGAAGACUAAGCCUGGAUAAGCUUGAAGGAACAGAGAUGGUAGGUUUUGGAAGCAGCUCAAGCUAUUUUUACCAUAAUCAUCACCAGCUCUUCACUUGCUGCAAGGAGGUUUACUUGGUAACCCCAGAACAAAAGAAACAAUGGUCAACCUUGCCAAGAGACCAGUACCCAAGGCCCUUGAUCUUCCAUGAUGGCAGGCUAGCUUUCAGGCCUACUCCUCAAGCCACCCUCACCAUGUUCAUGUGGCUCCCGCUUGCUGUUCCCCUCACAGUGCUCCGAACACUCAUCUUUGUGAUCCUUCCAUAUUCUAUCUCCCUCCCAAUUGGGAGUGCGUCCGGAAUUACAACCCGCGUCAUCAACUCCCCAAUCUCUGCCACUGGUAACACAAACCAUGGAGCAUAUGCCCAGCCCAAUCCGCAGGGUCAUCUGUACGUAUGCAACCACCGCACACUCCUUGACCCAGUUUACAUCUCAGUGAUGCUGAACAAGAAGGUAUCAGCAGUGACAUACAGUCUCAGCCGUGUCACCGAGCUCCUGUCACCAAUCAAAACCAUCCGGCUGACCCGAAACCGAGAUGAGGAUCAAAGGAGGAUGGAGUACUUGCUGCAGAAGGGGGACUUGGUGAUUUGCCCUGAGGGCACUACGUGCAGGGAGCCAUACCUGCUCCGAUUCAGCCCACUUUUCGUCGAGCUCGUCGAUGAGGUCUACCCAGUGGCACUGGUGAACUGGUCCAAUAUGUUCUACGGCACGUCUACAGGCAGGUCCAAGUACAUGGACCACUUCUACUACUUCAUGAACCCGCACCCGGCGUACGUUGUCGAGUUCAUGGACAGGAUGCCAACACAUGGGGUGAUCAAUGGCAGGAGAUGUGAGAGCUAUGAGGUGGCAAACAUGGUGCAGAGUGAGAUUGGUAGGGUACUUCGGUUUGAACCCACUAAACUAACUCGCAAGGACAAAUACAUGAUUCUAGCAGGACAUGAAGGGGUUGCGGAUACAAAGCAGUAACAUAUGUCAGAGAAUAUAGCACAAUACAGGCACUUGAUGGUAAUACAACUUUCUAGCUGGGUUUUGAGCGAUUGUUUAAGAACGUUACAUAUGCACCCUAUCACUUGUCAGAAGGUCUGUUUGUAAUGUAUAGUAUUGAGAAUUAUAGGUUGUUUAAGUUAUGUACAUGUGCAUAAUGUCAGUUAAUCUCAUAUUACAUAUGUGGAGCAAUAUAGCGGCCCCUGUUAGAUAAACUUAUAUAUG